Strongyloides ratti is the source of this 1695-nucleotide messenger RNA. RefSeq lists its product as hypothetical. The coding region runs from base 1 to 1695 and encodes 564 amino acids. The record is from RefSeq and is a predicted model, not a curated record. The transcript has a single exon. Lineage: Eukaryota; Metazoa; Nematoda; Chromadorea; Rhabditida; Strongyloididae.
AUGGUAAAUAAUGAAUCAUUUAAUAAGGUAUUUGGAAACAUUUAUUUUUUCAAACAGGUAACAGAUUUUUUACCAAGUUAUCCAGAACAAAUAAAUAUGGCCAAAACUUGUAAAAUAUUUAAUCAAUCUAUACGCAUUCUAGAACCAGCUAAAGCUUUAAAAAGAAAAAAUUAUUUAUAUGUUUUAAAACUAACUGAUACUAAUAAGGAGUAUCAUGAUAAUAAAGAAGAUAAAACAAGAAUAUUAUAUAUUAAUGAUAUAUCAUUGAAUAAUGAAAUAACAUAUUUAGAAAGUAUAAAAAAAUCUAGAGAAUUAGAAUUAUUUUAUGAAAUUAGAUUUCGUGUUGAUGAUCAUAGAAAAAGAUCACGUUCUUUGAAUGAUAAUAAAUUUGCCCUAAAAAUAGCUCCUUUUAUUGAUAAAUUAUUUGAAUAUUAUGUUAAUGCUUCUAUCUUAGAUUUUAUGGAUUACUCAAAUAAACUUGUUGCAACAUUUAAUAUUUCAAUUAUUAAAUAUCUCAAAUCUCCAAAAAUUAGAGUUAUUCGAGGUAUUGAUAUUAAUGCAAUAGCUGCUUAUUAUAUGUGUACAAAAGAUUAUGAUGUUGAUGUUGUUAAAAAUUUGAAAAAUCUUCAAGAAUUUGGUAUUUGUAAAAGUAAAGUUAAGUAUCCAUUAAUUGGUGAUCAAAAUAUGGAAAUGUUAUUACCCUUAUUUAAUUGUUUAUUAAAAUAUCCAAAUUUAAUUGUUGAUAUUUGUGGUGUUACAAAAGUACGAAAAUUUAACAAAUUAUGGAGUUUCUUAAUGACAAUAUUAUUAACAAAAUUUAAUUUAAAAACAGGUUUUUCAAUGGAAAUAUUUAGGGAGUUUGAAUCAUUUAAACAAUUAUAUAAUGAAGAAUUAUAUAAUGCUACUUGUAAUGAAAUUGUGGAAUUAAAAGUUAAACUAUUUAAUUUAGAUUAUUUUAAUGAUUUUAUUAAAAAAACAACAAAAUUAACAAGAUUAUCUUUAUAUAUUAUGGAUGAUUCACGUUAUAUAUCAUUAUUAGGAAGUUCAAUAGGAUCAUUUUUUGCUAGAAUUCAACAAAAAUGUAGUAUAAAUAAUUUAAAAGAAUGUACAAUGUUAAAAGAUGUUUUUAUUGGAACAGAAGUUUCUAUUUUUGAAACAAAUAGAAAACCUAUCCAAUAUAUUGAUAUUGAUAAUUUUAUACGAUAUUUAAUUAAGGGUUUACCAAAGAAUGUUUCUAAACUAACUAUUUCUUAUUAUGGGAUUUUAUCAGCUAAUAUUCUUUUAACUAUUACUGAGCAUUUACCACAUUUGAAAGAAUUAGUUAUUUAUAGAGCAGAUCUACCACAAGUUGAGUGGAUAAGAGAAUUUGGGCAUUUAGAAUGCCUUUAUCUUAAUACACCACCACUUUUUCAAAUACCACCAUGGUUACAAUGUAUAAUUAUAGAAUAUAAAGAUGAUUCAUAUAAUACAUUUAAUGAAUCAACAGCUUUAAUUGGAGGUAUGAGAGCAAAUCCAAUUCUAUUUAAUGAAUUUCGUUAUUAUACACGAUUAUAUGGAGAAGAAGAAAAUAAUUUUCAAAUAUAUUGUAGAAAAGAAUCAAUGUGGAAAUAUUAUCAGGUAGUUGUAAAGAAAUUAAGAGAAAAUAUUACUUAUUUGGAACGAGAAACUAAAAUACCAAGAAUUUAUUUUAAUUAA